Molecule: messenger RNA, 555 nt
Organism: Amaranthus tricolor (Joseph's coat)
Lineage: Eukaryota; Viridiplantae; Streptophyta; Magnoliopsida; Caryophyllales; Amaranthaceae
Exons: 2
Coding region: 1-555 (184 amino acids)
Molecular function (GO): protein dimerization activity
Source: RefSeq, a predicted model, not a curated record
AUGCCUCCACCAAAGACAAGUGGGGCCACUUCCUCCACUUCCACCUCUUCAACCUUUUCCAUUUUUACUCAAAGUGGGACUCAAGGAAUGGGGAAGGUGGACCUUAUUGAACUAAAGAAUUCAAGAUAUCAAAUGGAGAAAGGUUGUUCAUUAACCAAUGUAAACAAAAGUGAGUUGGAUAGGUAUUUAGAAGAUGCAUGUGAACUUCAUGAUUCUAACUUUGAGAUUUUACUAUGGUGGAAAGAUCAAACAAAAAGGUAUCGCAUUCUUCAAAAGAUGGCUAAAGAUAUGCUUGCUAUACCUAUUUCUACCGUUGCUUCUGAAUCUACUUUCAGUACUAAUUGUCGUAUUCUUGAUGAUUUUCGAACAUCAUUGACUCCAAAGAUGGCCGAAGCCCUUAUUUGCGCACAAUAUUGGCUUCGUAUUUCUAGAACUCCUUUACCAAUAGAGGAGAGUUUGCUUGCACUUGAAGAAGUGAAGGAAGGUAAUGCAUUAACUUUGGAGCAUCCGAAGGUCAUAAUCGAUGAAAUCCUUAACGUCAUUGAAGAUGAUUAA